Messenger RNA from Chiloscyllium plagiosum (whitespotted bambooshark), 2129 nucleotides. NCBI's taxonomy places the organism in Eukaryota, Metazoa, Chordata, Chondrichthyes, Orectolobiformes, Hemiscylliidae. The record is from RefSeq and is a predicted model, not a curated record.
AUGCAAAAAUCAAAAAAGAAGCCAAGGCAAGUGAUUACUGGUGAAAGACUCCUAGCCAUUGAAGAAAUAUAUGGAAGUUUGGAUACCAAAAGGAACAAAAGAUCUUCCCUGUGUGAAGCCAGAUUGGGCACCAUAUUUAAAGUUGUUAUUAUUCAGAUUGAUCAAGAUGGACUCACACUGCCAGAACGGACUCUUUAUUUUGGGCAAGAUGAAGAAAGUGAAAAGAUUCUGAUAGCAUACAAAGAUCUAAUGGAAAAAUUAGUAAGUCUGCUUGGGGGAGAUAAUGCCAAAAAGAAGACUGAAGAGAUAUUACAGUUAGAGAUGCAAUUGGCAAAUAUAACAAUUUCGGAAUCGGAUACUCUGCGAAGAGACAUCAAUACUAUGUACAACAAAAUCACUUUGAGAGAGUUGCAGCGCAUUGCACCAGCUGUUCAAUGGAAACAUUUACUGGACAGAAUAUUCCAUGAUAACCUUUCACAGGAUGAAGAAAUUGUAGUACUUGCCACUGAUUACAUGCAGAGAGUUUCAGAACUCAUAUCAAAGACUUCUCCAAGAGUACUGCAUAAUUACAUGAUUUGGCGCAUUGUAGUUGCUCUGAGUGAACAUCUUUCCACGCCAUUCAGAGAUGCUAUUCAUGAGUUCUCUAAAGAAUUAGAUGGCACAGAGAAACAGAUUGAUCUGGAUAAAAUGUGCUUAAACCAAGCCAACAAACAAUUUGGGAUGGCUCUGGGAGCUCUUUUUGUUGAAGAAUACUUCUCAUCUUCCAGCAAAAUAAAAGUACAACAACUAGUUAAAGACAUUAAGCACGCAUUUGAUCGUCAACUAGAUGAAUUAGAUUGGAUGGAUGAAGAGACAAAAGAAGCAGCAAGAGCAAAGCUUCAGUAUAUGAUGGUCAUGAUUGGAUAUCCAGACUUUUUAUUAAUAACGAAUGCCGUUGAUAAUGAAUAUGGUUUCGAAGUGAAUGAGAAGACUUAUUUUAAAAAUGUGCUUAACAGCAUUAUGUACAAUAUAAAGCUGUCAGUGAAAAAAAUACGGCAACAAGUGGACAAGACUGCAUGGCUGCUUCCUCCUCAAACACUAAAUGCUUAUUACUUAUCCACACAAAACCAAAUGGUAUUUCCAGCUGGGAUACUGCAGCCGCCACUUUAUGAUCCUGAAUUUCCUCAGUCCUUGAACUAUGGAGGUAUUGGAACUAUUAUAGGACACGAGUUGACACAUGGUUAUGAUGACUGGGGGAGUCAUUAUGAUAAAUAUGGCAAUCUGAAAAAAUGGUGGACAGAAGGAUCCUAUGAUAAAUUUAUUAUGAGAGCACAUUGCAUUGUCAAUUUAUAUGGAAACUUUACUGUUUACGACCAAAGGGUCAAUGGCCAACUUACACUUGGAGAAAACAUUGCUGAUAUGGGGGGACUUAAACUUGCAUACUAUGCAUAUCAGAAAUGGGUUCGUGAUCAUGGUCCUGAACAUCCACUUCCAGGCCUAAAAUAUACCCAUAACCAACUUCUCUUCAUUGCGUUUGCACAGAAUUGGUGCAUGAAGAGAAGAUCACAGUCCAUCUACCUACAGCUGCUUACUGAUAAACAUGCCCCAGAACACUGCAGGGUUCUUGGAAGUGUUUCCCAGUUUGAUGAAUUUGGAAGGGUAUUCCAUUGUCCUAAAAGAGCUCCAAUGAAUCCAGUUGAAAAGUGUUCAGUGUGGUGAUUCCAGAUUCAAUUUUUAAUAUACAAAGCUAUUUUACUUUUUCCUUAAUGUUUGAUAAAAUGUGGCCAGUUCUUUUUAUCUCAAUUGCAUUUUUAUUUUUGUAAAUAAAUGUAGGCUGAAUUCUUGACUGUUUUCAGAGCAGCAAAAUGUCAUUAUUUUAAUGAUUCACGUAAAAUUCACAUCUUUGCACAAGAGAUUUGAAUAAGAAUCUUUCUCUUUUCACUAUGCCUCGUAUUACCAAUCCUAAACUACGUUUAGGUAAUAGAUGCUUCAUGAUUGAACUGUACUUCAUGUUACUUUUGUGUUUCAAUGUAUGCCAGUUGUUAAAAAUCAAGCAAGGUGUUUUAGACUGGUUGAAUAUUUGUGCACUUUAUUAAAAGCUUAACAAAAGCUUAUGUCUUACAAAUAAAAAUGUAUCAUAAAAAGAAGUA